GCGGCAGGUGGCUCCCGCGCCAGUGCUGCCCCGGCCUGCGCACGCGACGCACCGCAGCGCGGGAAACAACCGACCAAUCACGUCCAUUUCUAAACGCUGCGUUCGAAAUUACGAUUCUGACAGUUCUAUGCAAAAAGGUCGCGUGCAUCAGUUUUCUUUUUAAAAAGAAGUUUCUCGUUUGCCGCCAAAACUGUGUCGAUCUGAUUUUGUGUUAGAAAAGUGAGUGUGAGGAAAAUAGUGUUUUCUGUGCGUUUUUCUUUUGUUGUUGGAAUUGCUAAGGGCUCCGUUCUACGGUUUUUUGGUAGCUGAACUAGUGGUGAGAAGCCACAUCACUAUGAAGAUGAGAAUACAUUAUCACUGAAGAUUCUUCAGCACAAGACACACGUAUGAAGUUACCAUGGAAGCAUCAUCAUCGUCAGAAUACAGCGACGAGGAGGUGGAAGUGCUGGCGCGGGGCCAGCGGCUGUGGGUGCGCGGCGUGCGGCCCGCCACCACCUGCGCCGACGUGGUCAGAGCCCUGCAGGGCGCUCCGGAAGCAGGCGGCAGCGUAGUGGAAGGAGAGUGGGUGCUGGCCGAGCGAUGGCGAGGCGUGGAGCGCCCCCUGCCGCCCGACGUGCCCGUGCUGGAUGUGCUGGCGGCGUGGGGCGACGCUCGGCAUGAGGUCCGCCUAUCCCUGCGGCGUUUAUCCAGCGGCGGCGAAGACGACAGCGGCCGCGACAGUGACGCGGGCUCCCGCACCCGCCGGCGGCGCCGCCGAGGCCUCCGCACCUCCACCCCUCCCCCGCCCACCAAGGAUCCAGCAGCCAGGCUGGUGUCCGUGAUACAGCACCAGACCAGAACUAUACACCAACAGCUGGAUAAGCUGAGCCAUUUCGUUUCCAGGGAACAGGAGAAGAUGAUUGACCAGCUGGAGGACCAAACGCAUAAGAGCCGAAUGGAAAAACACGGGACCAACUACCUCCUGGAAUCGUACCUUCGAGACUUGGGACGAGCCAACGAGGUCCAGGACAGCCAAGCUGGCAACAGCGACAGCGGAGUCGGCGUCGGCAGCGGCACGCCUCCCAGGAGACACACCAAACACAAAUCAAGAAGAGAACGACAUCUCAUGAGGGAACACUACUUCACUAAGGAACUCACCGACAUAUGCCAAGUCAACUCCGAAAGGCUCAUGCAGGCCCCGACAGACACGGAUUCCGAAGCGUCCACCGACGAGCUAGCCAGAAUAAGAGAAGAGAUCGAAAUGCUGGAGAAACUCGCAAUCAUAAACAAAAGACUACACAGAGAGGAAGAACUGGUUGUGAGACUGACGGCAAAAGUGAAACGAUAUAUGGACGAGAACAAAGCAAACAGUUGCGAGAACGUAUCUCAAGUGACAAUGCUGAUAGACAAGAUAGAGCAGGAGUUAGAAAUGUCUGCGAAAGAGAUGAAAGACAACGCGGAAGAAAUAUCCAAGUCUGAUCAAGAGAUUGAACUCCGGCUAAAGUUACUGGAAGAGUUGACGCUAGAGUUUGAACAGGAGGAGUUGCAACAUGUAGUUCUGGAAAAGCAACUGAAUGAAACGUCUAGUAGACAACCGAUAGCUCUGCAAGACAGUUAUGUACCCAUAUUAGAGCCAGAAAACUCAGUUUUAUCCCCCGAGCCAGUAUUUCAGUACAGCGGUUCAACUUAUGUUUUAGACACUCUUGUAUGACACAUUUUUAACCCGAAAGCAAAUUUGAAUCCAAAGAGUUUAUAUACGAAAAUUACCAUGCGACUAAGAUUAAAUUUGAAAGACAAAAGUGUUCGACUGUUCGUGCAUGUUUUUUUCUUAGACUGAAUGCAUCUCACGAUUAUUUUGUAAGGCAAUCAUCAUCGAACUUAAAAUAAGCUAUACAGUUGACUGUAAAGCACAUAAUUAUUACCUAAUACUUUUAAACAUAAAUUUUAUAAUAUUAUAUUUAAUAUGUAUUACCAUAACGGUAUAUAUCACCUGCAAUUUAAACUAACUGGUGCUCUGUUUUAUAACUUUACGUGUAUAAUUUUAGCUUUACAUAGAUAGGUAUUAUAAUACUUAAUCAUUUUGAAAUCAUUAGUUUGAUACCAAAUAUGGAAUAUCAUACCACCAAGAUCCGUUUUUAAGUUAGGCCUAGUCAAAUUGCAUCUUCCAUUGUAAGUAUCAACAAUAUGUAAUUUUCCAAGCAAUUCAUGAAUAAAAAUAUUUAUUUGUUUUUAUAAAAGAAUGAUGAAUCUGAUUGGUAGAUAAAUCUGAUUGCAAUAAUUGAAGUGUAAAUAUAAAAUUUUCUUGGCAAAAUCUAAGUAUAAAAAAAUCUUGGUAGUGCCAAAGUUUGUACCUUAAUAAAUGUUUAAGAUACUAUCAAAACAUUACGUUACGUAUGUUAAAUUUUACAUAUUAUGUACCUACUUAAUCUUAAGAAAUGUUUUUAUAUGAAUGUACAGUAUAAAUAAUAAAAUAUAUGGUUUAAAUACUU
Plutella xylostella (diamondback moth) is the source of this 2468-nucleotide messenger RNA. Lineage: Eukaryota; Metazoa; Arthropoda; Insecta; Lepidoptera; Plutellidae. The record is from RefSeq and is a predicted model, not a curated record.